This is a messenger RNA of Fonsecaea multimorphosa CBS 102226, 2214 nucleotides long. RefSeq lists its product as uncharacterized. The record is from RefSeq and is a predicted model, not a curated record. Gene Ontology annotation, cellular component: nuclear chromosome; SWI/SNF complex; nucleus. NCBI's taxonomy places the organism in Eukaryota, Fungi, Ascomycota, Eurotiomycetes, Chaetothyriales, Herpotrichiellaceae. Gene Ontology annotation, molecular function: transcription coregulator activity. The coding region runs from base 1 to 2214 and encodes 737 amino acids. The transcript has 3 exons. Gene Ontology annotation, biological process: chromatin remodeling; regulation of transcription by RNA polymerase II.
AUGAGCAAUACCCCCGACGACGGUGGAAGUGCGGUAGCCGCGCCUGCUGAAGCCACCGCCUCAGCAUCCAGCAACGAAGAGUCGAUCGCGCAGGGCAAGGAGAGGGCAAAAGAGAUUCUCGCCGCGUCUGGUAUCGAUGUCGCGAGGAAGGAUUCGGCGCCCGAGGUCAACGGCCACGAUGGCAGCCCAAACACCAAUCGAAAGCGCAAGCGCGAAACACCAAUAGACCGUCUCCAAGCAGCUGUUUAUGUCGACCACGAGUACCACUACAAGGCCCUCUACGCGGAGCAGCUGGCUCAUCCGUUGGUACCGCAGGAGAAAAAACAAGAGCUAGCUUUGUAUCAGAGCCUCCGACAACGAAGGGAUCAUGACCCUGGCUCCAUCUUCGGGUACGGCUACGCCGGGUAUGGCAAUCCCAGGACAGACGAGAAGAAUCUCCGCGACCCCAUAAUAUAUCCGCGACAAAGGAGGCCCGGCAAGAAGAAGACCUUACCGCCUCGAGUGUCGCGAAAAGACCUCAACUCUCAAGCGGAACAGAACGAGGAGCUAGUGCCUAUCCGGCUUGACAUAGACUGGGGAAAGAUCAAAUUGCGGGAUACCUUCACCUGGAACCUGCACGACCGAACGACCUCCGUCGACUAUUUCGCCGAGAAGUUGGUGGAAGAUUUCGGCCUCGAAGUCCAGAACUGCCGGCCCCUCGUUCAAAUGGUCGCAAACCAUAUGCGCGAGCAGAUAGUCGACUAUUGUCCUCAGAUCUAUGCAGACGACGAGCCAUGGGAGCCAUCUCUACCAUAUUUUGCCUACAAGAAUGACGAAAUGCGUAUUCUGGUCAAGCUCAAUAUCACCAUCGGCCAAAACACCCUCAUCGACCAAUUCGAGUGGGAAAUCAACAAUCCAUUCAACUCUCCCGAAGAGUUUGCACGUCAAAUGACGAGCGAUCUAUCGCUUGCCGGGGAGUUUACCACUGCGAUUGCACACUCCAUACGUGAGCAAUGUCAAUUGUUUUCGAAAUCCUUGCAUAUCACGGGUCAUCCAUUCGAUGGCCGGCUGAUAGAAGAUCCGGAUUUGAGGGAGAAUCUCUUGCAGUCACCCCUACCAACCACGUUUCGUCCUUAUCAAGCAGCCAAGGAUUAUACGCCGUACCUGUACGAACUCAACGAAGCGGACCUGGAGCGCACUGAGCUAUCCAUAUCUCGUGAACAGAGGAGGCAGAAGCGUUCAACGAAUCGUCGUGGAGGUCCGGCUUUGCCAGAUCUCAAGGACCGCCAACGCACAAUCCGCUCGCUUGUUGUUUCGUCCGUCAUUCCUGGGGCUGCUCUGAGCAUGGAGGAGAGUCGAAUCUUCAGAAUUACGAAGGCGAGCCGGAAAUUAGUACGCGGGCAACGAGACGGUUUCGAAGAUUCGGACGAAUCAGAUAGUGAAGAUUCGGCUCCUGAUUCGCCAGCCAUCCCGACUCACUUGUUACAACAAGGCACUGCCCGUACUAGAGGUAUCAGGAAUGCGGCAUUGACUGCCAGUGCUGGCAUCAGAUCGAAUUUGAGCGGCUUUGCGUCGGUGAGAUCCGCAACACCGGAGUCGGUCGCACCUUCACAUCACGAUGGCCGAGUUUCUGCUCGGAAGAGAGACUACAAAGAAGAGAGCGACGAAGAGUCUACUUCGGGCAAACUGAUUGUGGUAUUGAAAGUGGGAAAAGCUAAGCUUCGAGAGUGGAUGCGGUCGCAACGAGCCAAGGAUAGGGCUGCUCAUGUCUCCAAUAUGUCGAAUCAAGGCAGCCCACGACCUGGCAGCCAUUCUCGAUCUGUUUCUGCGGCUCCGUUGAAUCUCGCAGGCAUGCCGCCUCCGCCAUCGCCAGUCCCAGCAGCCGCAGAUAUUCCAGGUGCCGUUGAUGCAACGCCAAGUCCGAUCAAUCCACCCCCUCCGCCGCCUGACUGGCUUGUUCGAGAUUUGGAACGCUUGCGGAAGACAUACCCAAAUGACCGCUUCGAGGCUCUCAUGAAGCACACAGCCAUUGACCCAAAGACUCAAAAGCUUGUUGCCCCUAAUGAGACGAAUCACUCCUUCCCGCACAAAUACGUCCCACGCAUCAGAUGCUCUGACUGCCUUGGCAAAGUCUACCUACCCGGCGAAGGGCAGAGUGCCACGAAUUUCGAGUCUCAUCUCAAGAACCGCGUCCACAGAUCAAAUGUGGACGACCGGCUGGCGAAGGAGUCAUGA